UUGGUCAACUUGCUUCAGGCACAACAAAACAAAAACUUGACAGAGCAGUCGGUUUGGGUCAGACGGUGAAAAGAACGCAAGAUGGCCGCCUGCAAGAUUUUUCUGAGCAGUUUGUUAGUGAUGCUUCUGUUGAAGCAGAGCAGCGGAUUUUAUGACAUUGACUGGCUAUGGGACAGCAUUGAGGACCCAAACAAGGCGGAUACUGACGACACUAAGCAGCAAGACUGUGGAUGCAGCCAAUACGGCAGCGAGUACUGGAAGGGUUGUGACAUCUUCGGCCAGUGCUCAUGCUUCGACAACGUCCAGGGAGAGAAAUGUGACCGGUGUAUCUACGGGUACUGGAACAUCAUGAGCGGACUCGGGUGCCAGAGCUGUGGGUGUGACCCUGUGGGUGCGCUGGACAGUGCGUGUGACCAGUCCACUGGUCAGUGUAACUGCAAGGAGGGCUUCGGCGGCACGAACUGUGGUACCUGCGCCCCGAACUACUACGGGUCAACUCAGGACGGAUGCAAAGCGUGUGAGUGUAACUCUGACGGCUCCGCCACCCAGCAGUGUACCGCUGACGGCACGUGCUCCUGUAAGUCUGACAUCUUCGGAGACAAGUGCGACAAGUGCCGCGAGAACUACUACGACGUGACCCGUGGCUGUCUAGAGUGCCCGGCCUGCUACAGCGCCAUUAAGGACCAGGUGGCGAACCUGCGGGCCAUGAUCCAGCAGCUGCAGCAGCUGAUAGACCAGGCCUCGGGCGGGACCUCCAUCACCGACCCCACGUUCGAGGCGCGGCUGGCGCAGACCGAGAAGGAUGCCGAGGAUCUGCUGGAGCAAAUACGGGGAGGUGGAACUGGGACAGGGGGCGCUGUGGACGAACUGAAGGAUUUGCUGAACGACCUGAGGGCCAAAGUGAGCGGGAUUCAGAACAACGUGGACAACGGACGGCGGGACGCGAACGACGCUGCUGAUAAAGUACUCAGCAUCCGGGGUAUCAUCGCUCAGAUCACCACGCUGAUGGGCGACAUGAAGGAUUACAUGGAGAACGAGGGUAAGGCUAUCAUCGACAAAGCCGGGGGUGACACGGGAGCAGCGGCAGGCGAUUUUGACGAGUUGGUGAAGAAAGCUCAAGACUUGGCCAGCGAGCAAGAGGGAGACGCCCAGAAGAUCGAAGACGUCUCGAACAACGCCUUAAGUAUCGCUAAGGAAGCGCUGAAGAGGAUCAAGGGUGCCCUGGACCCCGACGGUGGAACUGACACUAGUGCGGCCGCACUUGACGACCUGAAAGCAAAACUGGACCAGGCUGCGGCGGAUCUGGAGCAGGUGAAGCGGGAGGCGGACGCCGCUCUGCAGAAGGCGGAGACCACGGACGCUAACGCCCGCAGGAUCCUGGCGAACGCCGAGGCGAGACAGUCCAACAUGGACGUGGAUGGACUGAAAGCUCAGGCCAACACCAUCAAGAGUGAUUCGGAUGGUUUGCUGGGGGAGAUCAAUAAGUUGGACACUGACGGCACAGCUGUGGUGAAUGACGUCACCACCAAUCAUGACGAGGCAUCGAAGCAACUCCAGGAUGCGAAGAAACAGAUCCAGCGCACAGACGAGCUGUUGGCUCGUGUCUAUGCAGCACGACAAGGCGCAGACGACGCCGUGAAAAGUGCCGAGGAGAUUUUGUCGGACGCACAGAAGACACUGGAGACUCUCAGCGACUUCGCCAACAAGGUAGCCAAGGCGGAGACUGACGCGAAGGCCGCCCUUACCAAGGAGCCCAACAUCCGGGCCAUCAUAGUGGAGGCUGAGACUGCCACCACGGACGCCAACACCGCGCUGGGGUCCGCCAAGACUGACGCAGAUGAUGCCAAGAACACUGCUGAGAGAGCGAAGCGAAUUGCCGACAAUACCAAAACAUCGGCAGCCCAGGAGAAGGAACGUGCGGACCGACUGGAUCAGAAAGCGACGGAUCUCCACAAUCAAGCCAAGACGCUGCAGGUGGACGUCAACAAUUUCCAGAACACUGGAGGUCUGUGGGACCGGAAGAAGAAACAGGCUGACAGGGACGAAGCUAUCAUUGCAGAGGCGACGACAGAGGCACAGAGGAUUCAGAAGGAAGCAGAGGACACCUUCAACCUGAUGGUGGACACGGAUCGCAGACUGCAGGCUAUCCUGGACAAGUUAGCCGACGGAUCCAGUGCCCCAGACGCGGACACCAUGAAGACGCUCCAGCAGACGUACGACAACCUCCAGGGGCAGUGGAACACCCUCAACAUCGCGCAGAUCGUCUUUAACAUCAAUGCGUGGAUGGAGCGGAAUGUUGUCGGGGUGGCCGACGUGAACAUAGACGAGUUACGGGCCGAGGUGGACAACCUGGAGGCCAUCAAAAACUCCCUGCCCGACGGCUGCUUCCGCGCAGAGGCAGGCGUGGAAGGCACUUAGGUAUAGAAACAGUUUUUAGAAUAAGACACAUGUUCAUCUGUUUUGAUAGGUACUGUUUUUAUGGACAUGACUUGGACACACACAUACA
Branchiostoma floridae (Florida lancelet) is the source of this 2506-nucleotide messenger RNA. Its product is annotated as laminin subunit gamma-1-like. Bases 82 to 2418 code for a protein of 778 amino acids. Gene Ontology annotation, biological process: axon guidance. Gene Ontology annotation, molecular function: extracellular matrix structural constituent. NCBI's taxonomy places the organism in Eukaryota, Metazoa, Chordata, Leptocardii, Amphioxiformes, Branchiostomatidae. The record is from RefSeq and is a predicted model, not a curated record. The transcript has 15 exons. Gene Ontology annotation, cellular component: basement membrane.